AUGGGUAGGCGCUACAUCCUAGGCCUCCGCGGCUCGCAACUGCGCUCAGCACAGAUUUGGGCUGUCAUUCUGCCCGCAUAUAUCCUGUUUGGGUGGAACAACGCAGUUGCUGGACCACUUCUGAACCUGCCAUCAUGGGUGGAAACAUUUCCACGAAUCGAUACAGUCCAUGCCAUCGGCGCACAAGCAACAGAUAAUGCUCGUGUGCAAGGCACGGUCGUAGCGAUGUAUACACUAGGUGCAUUCUUCGGUUCACUGAGCUGUAUCUGGAUUGGCGACAAGCUUGGACGAAAGCGGACGAUUCAACUCGGUGCUGCUGUUGAUGUGAUUGGAGCUCUACUACAAGCCUCAUCGUUCUCACUUGGGCAGCUGAUUGUGGGACGAUUGGUGACAGGGUUUGGCCUGGGAAUGCUAUCCGCAACAGCGCCUAACUGGCAGAGCGAAUGCGCAUCUGCGGCUCAUCGAGGCGCAGCCGUCGUACUGGAGAGUCUUUUCAUCAGUGCGGGUCUGGCUUUGUCAGCUUGGCUCAACCUGGGAAUGAGCUUCACAACUGGUUCAGUCUCAUGGCGUUUUCCACUGGCCAUGAGCGGUUUUUGGGGCCUGAUAGUGGUCGCCAUGAUUCCUAUGCUACCGGAAUCGCCACGAUGGCUCUUGAAACAAGGACGCAGCGAAGAAGCAUGCCAGGUACUCUCAGCGCUCGAAGGAGUUCCAGAAGAUGAUCCCGUGGUUCGUGCAGAUGUGGCUGAGAUCGCCGAGUCACUAGAGGUUACUGGGAAAGGACGUUUCAGCGAUGUUUUCAAGAAUGGUGAGCUAAGACUGUUCAACCGAGUCUGUCUGGCAUGUGCUGGACAGAUGUUCCAACAAUUAUCUGGCAUCAACGCUCUGGCCUUUUAUGUUACGACCAUCUUCGAAAAGUACCUCGGGCUCUCUGGUGUACUUGCACGAAUCCUCGGGGCAUGCGUAUUCACGUUUCAGACAAUCUGCUCGCCUAUUGGCGUACUGACCGUUGACCGCUUCGGCAGACGGAAGCUCAUGUUGGUUGCUGCCAUCGGUAUGGGAAGCUGCAUGGCUAUAGUAGCCGGGACGUCUAGCCAGAUCCAUAACAUCGCCUGUGUCGGGACCGCCGGGGCUUUCAUCUUCUUGUUCUCCCUGUUCUUUCCGGUCGGCUUUCUUGGACUGACGUUCCUCUAUGCGGCAGAGGUCAGCCCGCUGAGCGUAAGAGUGCCCAUCACCAGUAUUUCCACGGGCACUGCUUGGCUGUUCAACUUCCUGGUCGCGGAGAUCACACCCGUGGGCUUCGAGACACUGGGGUGGCGCUACUACAUCGUCUGGGCCUGUAUAAAUCUUUUCCUGAUUGUACCCGCGGUCUACUUGUUCUUCCCAGAGACGAAUGGGAAACAUUUGGAGGAAGUAGACCAGAUUUUCCGCGACAGCAAGACUAUAUUCGAUCCUGUGAAGGUCGCUCACAACAUGCCAAGCGAUGUCCUGGUAGAAGACGAGAUACGCCAGGAGAAAAGUACGACAGAAUUUCCGGAAUAUGUCAGGACAAAUGUCUGA
This is a messenger RNA of Recurvomyces mirabilis, 1557 nucleotides long. RefSeq lists its product as uncharacterized. The coding region runs from base 1 to 1557 and encodes 518 amino acids. The transcript is spliced from 4 exons. NCBI's taxonomy places the organism in Eukaryota, Fungi, Ascomycota, Dothideomycetes, Mycosphaerellales, Teratosphaeriaceae. Gene Ontology annotation, cellular component: membrane. The record is from RefSeq and is a predicted model, not a curated record. Gene Ontology annotation, molecular function: carbohydrate:proton symporter activity. Gene Ontology annotation, biological process: transmembrane transport; carbohydrate transport.